Molecule: messenger RNA, 2744 nt
Organism: Copidosoma floridanum
Lineage: Eukaryota; Metazoa; Arthropoda; Insecta; Hymenoptera; Encyrtidae
Molecular function (GO): protein binding
Source: RefSeq, a predicted model, not a curated record
AUGAAAAACCAAGAGAGCCAUCACUCAUCGUCGGGUGGCUAUGCCGAGUCACCGCCCGAUCGGCAACUCUGGACGGAGGAAGAGCGCCGGCGUCGGAAAAAGACUUUCAGCCUGGACUUUCCCGGUGGCCAGGAGCCAACUUCGUAUGGCACCACCGAGCCCGACUCCACAGGCCUGCACGAGACCACGUCUACGACGAGCCCAUUACCCAGACAUCGCUCACGCACCAAGAGCUCGGCCGUGCGAUCACCCCAUCGAAACAAUCACCGGCGGCGCUCGAUUAGCGAUAUCCAGCCGGCACUUACACCUGGACAGCAGCAGACACAGCAGCCUGCCCAGCAGGGCCGCAGUCCUCCGAGGGACGAAGGGGUGGCCAACGAGGAGCCGAGUCACGUACAAACUAGUGACGACUCGAGUUGCAGCCACCAUUACCACUUGCACCAUCACCACCAACAUUACCACGGACAUCGUAGGUCCCGGGAGAGCCCUCGUCGGAAGAGUAGUGCCCACGUCUCGGGCAGGCGGCGCAGCAAUGAGGACAAGAACGCAGCUCUGACGGGUAGCUUACCUCGACGGCGAUCGCGCCAGGCAGUGGAGUACGUGUGCUCGAGUAGCCGACUGAGCCCCGGUGGCAACUCAAGCCGUUACGGUCAGAGUGGACACUCGCCACCCACAGCUGGCAAGUCACCAAGCCCUGAAGUGAGGCUUAAGGCAAUGUCAGCUGAAAGCUUAAGGUCUGUCAGCCCUGGCAGUGAUAGUGUUUUCUUCAGCGUUGAGGAGCAACCCGUAGACCAAGCCCACUGCCAUCACUGUGGUCGAGAGGUACCAGAGGAAAUCGUCCAGCCACCAGCUGGUUUCGCAGACUCACCAGAUGCUGGUCACAAACCGUCAUCUUCGACGAAGCAUACCCCAGGUCACCGAUUGUUCAAGAAAUUUGAUAAGCGCUACAGAACGGAGGACCGUGGCGAUCGGCGCCAUUAUCGAGGCAGUAUGGGACGAUCGGAUGUGCGAGCCAAAUCUGAGGAGCGAGAUGCCAAGUCCAGCAGUAGGUAUGGGGAAGAUUUCAGCAGAAAAAGACUCCACGCCCGCAGUACCGAUGCUAGUCUGGAAAUUUUGACGGCUUGCGCGUGGACCAACCAUUGGGACGCCUUUGCGCUCACCGACUGUCUACACUUUCCUCGCCUAGACCUUUGUUGCAAUGAUUUUCUCGAGAGCGACAAGCGGGUGAUCGUGAGACGCGAAGCUGGUGGUGAAUUUGGCUUUCGCAUUCACGGCUCGAAGCCACUGGUCGUGUCUGCGAUAGAGCCCGACACACCAGCUGAGAACUCGGGCCUUGAGGUCGGCGACAUCGUGAUCUCCGUCAACGGCAAGAACGUCCUCGAAGCGUCGCACUCGGAAGUCGUGCGGCUAGCACACUCUGGACCCGACGUGCUCGAGCUCGAGGUUGCCCGUACCUGCAACGUCCUCGCGCCCCAGGCCAGCAACAAGGAGGCCUGCAAGCCCGAGCCAGCCCUCCACUCGGGCUACCUGUGGCGAAAGGCUCGCUCAGCCGACAAGUGGGUGCGCUGCUGGUUUGCCUUGCGCCGCGAUAACUGCCUUUAUUACUACAAGACUGACACGGAUGCGCAACCACUGGGAGCAGUGAUGCUUCUCAAGUACGACGUUGACUUGACUCACGAAACACGAGCGCAUAGUUUUGCCAUCAGAAAGCACGGAGCUCCGACGCUACAUCUCGCAGCUGACUCGGCUGAGGCCACGACUCGCUGGUGUACGUUCAUCCACGAGGCAGUGGAAAGAAAUAAUAAGACGGACACGUGGCUGGACGGCUCGCUGAAACUGCGUCAGACUCCAGCCUGCAUGAUCCAGCGGCCCGACUGCGUGGGGUACUUGUGCAAGCAGCAUGAGCACAUGAGGCGCGAUUGCUCACCCGGUGGCUGGCCCCGGCGUUACUGUGUCCUUAAGGACGCGGUCCUUUACUUUUACAGCAACGCCAAUUCCGAGCAGACCUUUGGCGUUGCCUACCUGCAUGGCUAUCGGGUCCAAGUAAGUGCCUCCACUGCCGGAGGACGCAAGCAUGCCUUCGAGAUCCAGCCACCCGACCCCACUCAGAGGGUUUACACUUUUGCCGCUGACUCCGAGAUGGACAAGAAGAGAUGGCUGGCAGCGUUAGAAUACUCGAUCGACCGGUGGAUAAAAGUUGAUUGACAGUGGCGAAGCUCACACGCAGGUGGCCGUCAGUCAAGGAAAAAAGAGACGAAACGCUACACCGUAUGAAGUACCCGAAAAUCACCCCUCAGCUAAAGUUCUCGUGCGUUUCACUUCUAGUCGUAUUAACCAUCGAAUACUUUAUCGUCCCCUUCGCCGUCCCAGAAAAAAAAAAAAAAAAAACUUUCAGAUUCGAACAGUUAAGGCGUAAGUUUAAGAAUUAUUGUCAACGUUAUGGUAUUAACGUUCACACCAACAUUUGCCUCGUUUUAAUAUACCGACAUUUUUCAAUGUACCUCACGAUCGGUAUUGUCUGAUAAUUUCAAUUCAUUAACUUCACUUGAGUUGAUGAUACUAUAAUACUAAAAAAUAAAAUAAAUAUGAUAGAAAUUACUUUACUCGUGUCCCCAAAGUAACGACACGAUUAAAUUUUUUGAUUGACUUCAAUUUUAUGAUGCAAUGCACGUAGACUUUGGAAUCGAUAUUUUUUUUUAAAGUGUAUUUUAUAACACAAUUUACAUAAACAAACCAGAAUAAAA